This is a messenger RNA of Pollicipes pollicipes, 5798 nucleotides long. RefSeq names its product voltage-dependent calcium channel type D subunit alpha-1-like. Gene Ontology annotation, biological process: calcium ion import across plasma membrane. NCBI's taxonomy places the organism in Eukaryota, Metazoa, Arthropoda, Thecostraca, Pollicipedomorpha, Pollicipedidae. Gene Ontology annotation, cellular component: voltage-gated calcium channel complex; membrane. Gene Ontology annotation, molecular function: high voltage-gated calcium channel activity. The record is from RefSeq and is a predicted model, not a curated record.
CAUGCGGCGGACGGCCCGGCCGGCGGUGGCGGUGGCGGUGCGCCUCGAGCUCCGCUGAGCGCCGCCCGGUCCGCCGCGCUCGCCGGGGCCAUGCAGAACGGCAAGCGACCGGAGGCGCCGCGGCGCGCCCCGCGCCGGCCCGGACGGCCGCCGCCGGAGCGGCCGGCGCGCGCGCUCUGCUGCCUCAGCCUUGACAACCCGCUCCGCCAGAUCUGCAUUCGGGUGGUCGAGUGGAAGCCGUUCGAGCACCUGAUCCUGCUGACCAUCUUCGCGAACUGCGCAGCGCUGGCCGUGUACACGCCCUACCCCAGCGGCGACUCCAACCACACCAACUCGAUCUUGGAGAGCAUCGAGUACAUCUUCCUCGUGAUAUUCACGGCCGAGUGUAUGAUGAAGAUCAUCGCGUACGGCUUCCUGCUCCAUCCAGCUGCUUACCUACGGAACGUCUGGAACUUACUGGACUUUAGCAUAGUUGUUAUAGGUUUAAUUAGUACGGCCCUGUCGUCGCUCAUUAAGGAGGGCUUCGACGUGAAGGCACUGCGGGCGUUCCGAGUGUUGCGACCGUUGCGGCUCGUCUCUGGAGUACCCAGUUUGCAAGUCGUCCUGAACUCCAUCCUCCGAGCCAUGGUGCCUUUGCUUCACAUUGCGCUUCUUGUGAUAUUUGUUAUCAUCAUCUACGCCAUUAUUGGGCUGGAGCUUUUCAAGGGAAAACUCCACAACACGUGUUUCCACAACGUCUCUGGGGAGAUGAUGGAUGACCCGUCACCGUGCGGCCCCAACGGCUACCAGUGUCCGUCGACCUACCACUGUGCGGGACACUGGGAGGGCCCCAACUUCGGCAUCACCAACUUCGACAACUUCGGCCUGGCCAUGCUGACCGUGUUCCAGUGCAUCACCAUGGAGGGCUGGACAGACAUCAUGUACUAUGUAAGUGUCUUCGCAGGAUAUACCGCAGGUGGAUGUCGCUGUCCUGGGUCUCUGAAGGAUUUACAUUGUACGCGCAGGCAGUGUUUGGCAAUAUGUCAGUUUAAGUGUGCUGUGCGGAGACAUAUGAAGCCAUGUGAUGUCUGUUCAUUGUACAAAAAUUCUGCUGACGCGAAGUAUAUGACCAUACUGUGCAACAGGCGCAUGAAACGAGCCUGCCGGGCGGCCGUCAAGUCGCAGUUCUUCUACUGGCUCAUCAUUCUGCUGGUGUUUCUGAACACGGGUGUGCUGGCCACCGAACACUACCGUCAGCCAGCUUGGCUGGACAAGUUCCAGGAAAUAACCAACUUGUUCUUCAUCGUUCUCUUCACCAUUGAGAUGAUCAUCAAAAUGUACGCACUUGGAUUUCAAAAUUACUUUGUAUCGCUGUUCAACCGGUUCGACUGUUUCGUGGUGAUCAGCAGCAUCAUGGAGGUGUUGCUCACCAAGACGGGUGUGAUGCCUCCGUUGGGCGUGUCCGUUCUGCGAUGCGUCCGCCUCCUGCGCGUGUUCAAGGUCACCAGGUACUGGAGGUCCCUCUCCAACCUGGUUGCCUCGCUCCUCAACUCCAUCCAGUCUAUCGCCUCCCUGUUGCUGCUCCUCUUCCUCUUUAUCGUCAUCUUUGCACUCCUUGGGAUGCAGGUUUUCGGUGGCAAGUUUAAUUUUGACUCCACGGCGGCAAAGCCUCGCAGCAACUUCGAUUCCUUUGUACAGAGUUUGUUAACCGUAUUCCAGAUACUGACGGGUGAAGACUGGAACCUGGUCAUGUACCACGGUAUCCAGGCGUACGGCGGCGUGGGCGGCUUCGGCGCGCUGGCUUGCGUCUACUUCAUCAUCCUCUUCAUCUGCGGCAACUACAUCUUGCUUAAUGUGUUCCUGGCUAUCGCCGUGGAUAACUUGGCGGAUGCUGAGUCGCUGACAGCUAUAGAGAAGGAGGAAGAGGAAGGAGAGAUGGGUCGGUCGUCGCGCUCCCGCAGCGCCUCACCUCGGAAGGAGGGCGACGGCGCGGAGGACGCGGCCGAGCUGCAGCGCUCGCCGCACGGCUCCCAGAGACUGCUGGAGCUCAACCACAUCGGGGUGGACAUCACUGCCAGCCGGACCAGCGUGGCGCCGCACCUGCAGCAAGACCUGGUCCAGUCCAGCUACCAGACUUACCAGGAGGACGCGGCUCGGCAGCCGGUGGCGCGUAGCGGCGACCCCAUCUCACCGCUAGGCGACCGACUUGCAGGCGACAGGGAGGCGCCGGCUGGCUCGCAGUCGAGCGACAGCAGCUCCGGCAUCGAUCUGGAUGACCUGCCGCCGACCAUGCGGCCGCGGCGGCUCUCCGAGCUCUCGAUCAAGCAGCGCAUCAAGCCGCUACCCCCGUUCAGUAGUUUCUAUGUGUUCUCGCCGACCAACAGACGCCGCCGCGUCGCUGCGUGGCUUUCAGAUGACGAGGGUGCGCCGCUGGGGGCCAGGCCGCGUCGGCUUUCGGAGCUCAUGGCGCCAACCAAGAUCCAGCCCAUCCCACCCUACACCUCCUUCUACGCGUUCGGUCCCAGCAACAGGUUUCGCGUGUUUUGCCACUGGUUCUGCAACCACAGCUACUUCGGCAACGUCAUCCUUGUCUGCAUUCUGGUGUCGUCAGCCAUGCUGGCGGCCGAGGACCCCAUCGAUCAGGGCACAGGUCGCAACCGGAUCCUCAACUACUUUGACUACUUCUUCACGACAGUGUUCACGUUGGAGAUCGGGUUCAAAGUGAUCGCAUACGGGUUCAUUAUGCACCCGGGCUCGUUUUGCCGCUCCGCCUUCAACCUGCUGGAUUUGCUGGUGGUGGCCGUCUCGCUCAUCUCAUUCUCCAACAUUCAAGUCAUAUUUUCACAAAGACGAAGUGCUUCGAACGAGUCCUUUCACAGUUUGUUUCUUCCAGUUGAUGAUGACGUGACGGUGGGCAAGUUUUACGCCACCUUCCUGAUACAAGAUUACUUCAGGAAGUUCAAGAAGAAGAAGACGGACGAGACCUCCCGCGAGCAGGACGUAGACGAGGACUCGACUGCGGUCACAUUGCAGGCGGGCCUGAGGACCCUGCACGAGGCCGGUCCAGAGCUGAAGAGGGCCAUCUCUGGCAACCUGGAUCAGAUGGUGGCCGACGACAACCCCACGCACAGGAGGAACCACGUGCUGUUUGGCCGGGUGUGGUCCAGCUUCCGGCGGAAGAGCCGGCCGCACGGAGGCCGCACCAUCCGGACGGCAGAGCCUGCCACCGCGAACAACGGAGGCCACCGGCCGCUGUCAUACAGGGAGAGCGACGGUCCGGCCGGCCCUGUCGACAGCAUCCCCCUGCAGACACUGGACAGCGCCCACAGGGAGGGCAGUAAGCCCAGCAGCUCUGACCUAGACGACGGUCGACGUGAGCCUGCUGAUCGGCAGCCCUUGGGUGUGGCCGCUCAGUCACCGUCUUCGCCCGCAGCGCAAGGCACAGUAGCCGACAGCGGCGGCCGGCGGCCUGUCGCUGAGGUGACGGCUUCGCAGCUCGGCCCGUCCCACUCCGUGUCCGCCAGCGCGCUGCCAGCGCCGGCGCCCGCCCGGCCCCAGCGGCCGCUCUCUGAGACGGCCGGCUCGGCCGAGAGCCUGGUGGCUCAGACGCUGGCCGGCCACGGCCUGGACCGCUUCUGUGACGCUGAGCUGGUGCGCGUGGCACGGCGCGAGAUGCAGGAGACGCUGCAGCUGACCUCGGACCAGUUCGACCGGGCGGCGCACGCGCUGCUCACGCGCUCGCCCUCGCCCCGGUAGUGCGGCCGGCGGCCGCCGCCCGCGCGGUGGAAGUGCCUGGGCAGUGUGGCGCUCGAGCGGCGCCAGCGUAGUCUGCCGUUGCCGCCGCCGCCGCAGGACACAGCGCCGUCGUGACCGGCCGCGCUGACGUCGACGCCGGGGCGCGGAGGAGCGCCUGGCCGCCGCCACCGCCGGCGUCCAACGACGGGCCGCCACUCAGGGGCGGGCUCUGCAGCGCGCGCUGCGCUCCCCUGUGCCUCGGGCUCGGUCGGGCCCGCUGUGCGCCGUCUGGUUCGCUAGGCGCCCGCUGCCCGCCGGGGCGCCUCUAGUCAAGGGUUUGUUGUACAGCUCAGCGUCGAUCGGAGACGUCAGUCAGCAGCAGGCUCGACCAUGAUAUGUCUUUCCCCGACUGCGACGUGCACGUCUGUUCCCAUCCCCAAUACGAUGUGCAUCGGUCUGGGUACAUAACUGGCUGGAGGAAGUGCCUGGACAAAAAAGCACAGCACACUGCUCUUCUUUUUGUUCGGUCCGGGUUGGCUCGUUUUGAUUCCUGGUCGCCUUUUAUGGCAUCUUGCGAGCUGUAAUGACCAGUCGCAUCUCUUGCGUGAGCCAUGGAUCGGUCAGGUUUGUCGUUUCUCCGGAAGUGUUUGGCCACCACUUGUGAUACGAAAGUGUCAUAUGUAGGCAAUUGAUUUAUUUGCAGGGUUGUGGUAAAGCCGCACCCUUUUGUCCCCGAUGGCGGGUGUUAUUUGGUCACUGUGCGUUCUCGACCGUUCAGGUUUGUUUAUGAACUGCUUUGUGCUGGGAAGGUUUGACGCGAGGACGGCGCCAGCGGCCAGGAUUGGGCGUCCAUCAGCUUUUUCAUUUUGCACGAAUUUGGGAGCCACCGUCGUGCUGGCUCCUCCGCUUCAUGCGCAGCCGAGUGAGUGUGAUUUGUAAUAAAUACGCGUAUUGACACAAUCCAUUGAUUCGACCGUAAAAAGUCAUUAUGCGCUCAUUCGCGAGUGAUAUGAAUUUGUGUCUUACUAGCUGGCGCGUUGAGGUUCCGCCACGAGUCAGCCAUCUUGCGAAGCGGUGCCAAAGUGAGUUGACUGUACAGGACAGGCGUCGACAGGACAGGCGUCGACUGUUCACGACAGGUGUCGUGACGUGUCGGGACGCACACGGCGUGCCAUUGUGAUACCAGGUGGAAUACUCACCGUACCGCCGACCGAACCCCAAUCAAAACGGCCCGGGUGAGCGCGCGCACAUGCGGCGGUGCCGUGCCGCCGCCAGCUGCCCCCUGCCGUGACACUGUCUCGGGUCGCGACGCGCCAGGGCUGGGUCGCGAUGUGUCGGGCGCUAGCCAGUGUCGGCCGUGCCCUGCCUGAUAGCCGCCGCCUACCUCCGCCCCUGCCCCACCAGGGCAGUGCGGUCUUGUCGAGCCGGGCGCCAGUUUUGUGCGUGAGCGUGGGAAUUUGUAUAAUUCUGAGAGGAGUUCUUCACUACAAUGACGCAAUACAUGUGUCCUCCCGGAUAAGGAACGCGCUGUGUCCGGUAUUCAUGGGCUUACGGACAUGGAAACUGAAGUUCUACGGCGCACACCGCAGAUGGGUAUAAUGAGAGACGCCCGGUGACACUGCAAGAAGAGGACGGGACCCAGCAAACAACUAUGUGACCUGCCGCUACAUCGGAACAGGUCAUUGGUGUCAGCGUUGCUAUAUGGUGACACAGCAAAAUAUGCGCUGGCCUUUGAUCACGUUGUAACAGAUGGUGUUCUCAAAGUGGAAUGUUGUUAUGUAGAAGCACUGGACCCCGUAGCAUCGGAGGGCCUACCAUGCUUUAACACAAUCGAGCAUCGUACAUGUCGCGUACACGGGGCGUCUGAGCGAGGGGGAGUCACCGUUGGAGACGUGACGUCAUGCGCCAUUUUCGCCUGCACCUAAACACUUGCACACACGCCGAGUUUUUCUCGCGGACAGUCCUGAUUGUGCCCUCCGAGGGGAUUCCGCACGUGCUACGGGACGCGGGUGGGCGCUUCGCUGCACGUUUCCUCACCAAGUCAUUCACACAGCAGCUGACGUUCUACGGCGUUACCAUGGUUU